Messenger RNA from Hansenula ciferrii, 396 nucleotides. Its product is annotated as RidA family protein. NCBI's taxonomy places the organism in Eukaryota, Fungi, Ascomycota, Saccharomycetes, Phaffomycetales, Wickerhamomycetaceae. The record is from RefSeq and is a predicted model, not a curated record. Gene Ontology annotation, cellular component: cytosol. The coding region runs from base 1 to 396 and encodes 131 amino acids. The transcript has a single exon. Gene Ontology annotation, molecular function: deaminase activity.
AUGCCAGAACGUAUUACAUGGGAAGCAGUCAAAGGACAAGGUAAUUCACUUUUAUCUCCAGCCUACAAAAGCAAUGGCCAUGUCUUUUUAUCUGGAUCAACAGGACAAGAUCCAAAAACAGGUAUCUUUCCGGGUGACGUUAAGGAACAAACUGAAAAUGUCAUUCAAGGUUUGAAGAGAACCUUAGAAGCUUCAGGCUCUAGUCUUGAUAAAACAUUGAAGGUUUUGUUGUUCAUUUCCCAUGCUGCUGAUGCCGCUGCUAUCAAUGAAGUUUAUGCUAAACAUUUUACUACUAAACCAGCAAGAAGUGCAUUAGUGGUAGGUUUCCCAAACCCAAAAAUUAAGGUAGAAAUUGAAGUAGUUGCUGAGUACAAGGAAAUCAAAAGUAAGUUAUAA